Molecule: messenger RNA, 900 nt
Organism: Parnassius apollo (apollo)
Lineage: Eukaryota; Metazoa; Arthropoda; Insecta; Lepidoptera; Papilionidae
Source: the annotation of a GenBank genome assembly
AUGCUGGUUACCUAUUUGGAAGCCAGCCGGGACCUUUGCGAGACGGACUCAAUUCUUUUUGGCGCCGCACUGGCAGUCUCCCGUAUUAUAGGUGCCAAUCUUUCUACGGCUGGACACGCUACUGGACAAAGUAGUGCUAUCCCAGCCUGGAGAAUAAGAAUUGAAGAACGUAUCGCAAAGGCUAGGGCCCUCAUCGGCAGACUGAUAUGCUUCAGGUCAGGCAAUACCAGGCCAAGGAAUGUGCGCACCGUCAGGAUGGCGUUUGCUGGGACAAAUGUUAGUUUGUCCCAGCCGGAUAUAAUGCAAAAACUGACGGAGCGCAUAGACGACCUGAAGCAAAGAAUAGUUGCUUGGGGAAAGCGGAUUCGGCGAUAUACCGAGAGGUCGACACGGUUCAACCAGAAUCGUCUCUUCCAGAGUGAUCAGAAGAGGCUUUAUAAAUCAUUGGAGCGACCAAUAGUAAGUGGAACGGGCCCUGCACCAAAUCAGGCCGACACGGUCGCAUUCUGGCGCAGCCUGUGGUCAGAGCCCGUAAACCACAACGAGGGCCCUUGGACGGAAGUUGUGGCGAGUCAGUGUGCGGGUAUUACGCCCAUGGACCCCGUCAUCAUAACGCCGGAUGACGUAGCUGAGGCGGUCCGUAGGGCCCCGAACUGGAAAAGUCCGGGGCUUGACGGGCUGCAUUACUACUGGCUGAAGGGGUUCAUGAUGUGUCACGCUGUGCUCGCCCGACAGUUUCAAGAGGCUCUCAACCAGAAGUCGCUCCCAAGCCUCUUCACUACUGGGAUCACUCAUUUGGUUCCUAAAGAUCAGGGUGCCACAGACCCGAGCAAAUACAGCCCCAUCACAGCGCCCCCGCCCCCUUUCCUAACAUACCAAUUGAAGUCCAAAUGUACAUAA